UGAUAAGAAGCAUGAGGGGCGUAGCGUUGGAACAUGAUGUGGCUUACAAAAUCCAUCGACGUGAGAUUGUUGCUGACCCGUACAGGAUCAGGGGUAGCACUCUCCGAUCUCGGUGCGCAGUAGCCUAGUUGAUAUUUAUGCACCGGUGCUAUGCAUCGUGAGUAGCUCUUACGGCCCCUGUGCGAUCGGCAAGUACGAGCCGACAUUCAGCUGACAUGGCCGACUCGAGCUCACAGGGAACGCUUCUUACAAAAGAGCGAUUCGGCUGCAAGACACGGCUGUACCUGGCCGCGUGUUCUGCAUUUAUGUCCUCUAUUUCAUUCGGACUGACGCUCAGUUAUUCGUCGCCGGCACUACCCAAUAUAAGACAGAAGAUACCAAUCAGUGACUCUCAGAACGACUGGUUCGGAUCCCUCCUUAGCAUCGGAGCUGCUUUGGGGGGACUUGCCGGAGGACAGCUAAUGAAUUUCGUGGGCCGGAGAGGAGCCAUGUUGUUUGCAGCUCUCGUAUACGUCGUUGGCUUCCUCCUCAUUGAAGCGACGCUUCUUAUAGAAGUAAUGUUUGUAGGUCGUCUCCUGACAGGGAUCGCGACAGGAAUCUCAGCCGUUGUAGUUCCUGUAUUCUUAUCCGAAGUCAGUCCACCCGAUAUACGCGGAGUCAUCAACACGCUCGGCACGGUAGCCGUUACUUCAGGCGUCCUUCUUGACUUCGUGUUCGGCAAAUGGUUAGAUUUUCAGUGGCUAGCGGUGGCCUGCAUGGUACCGUCAGUCAUUCUUGUAUUCUCUAUGCCCUUCGUCGCCGAAACACCGCGAUGGCUGCUGCAAACUGGGAAGUCUGAAGAAGCCAUUGCAGCCCUAAGAUUCUACCAAGGACAUGAUGUUAAGAAGGAGUUCGACGCCUUAAGCAUAAACGUCUCAAACGUUGAAAAAUUUGUUAUAGGAGAGUUCAAGCAGCCGUACAUCUACAAGCCAUUCCUCAUCACGCUCUUAGGAAUGUUCCUGCAGCAGUUCUCGGGGAUCAUCAUCAUGCUUUACUACGCGCAAGACAUCUUCACAACAGCCGGGUCUACAAUCGACGCAGCACUCAGCUCCAUUAUUAUUGGCGUCGUUCAGGUCGCGUCCGUACUUGUGACAGUUUGCCUCACCGACCGACUGGGCAGGAAAGCGCUCAUGCUAAUCUCUACACUUGUAUCAUGUGUGAGCCUCAUAGUAAUGGGCCUCUUCUAUCACCUUAAAGAAAUUCAUGGUCACAGUUUUGUCACAUCGUAUGGCUGGCUUCCUUUGGCAGCCCUGUGCCUGUUCAUGUUCGGGUAUUCAGUUGGGCUAGGACCACUGCCGUGGCUACUCAUGGGGGAGAUGCUGCCAUUGCGUAUCAAAGGAUUUGCAACGGGAUUUGCAACGGCAUUUAACUUCUCCUGCAGUGCCAUCAUCGCAAGAGAGUAUCAUUCAAUGAUAAUAGAAUUAGGGAACGAUGGUAUAUACUGGUUUUACGCAGGUUUCAUGUUAGUUGGGUUUGUGUUAGUGUUGGUGUUUCAGCCAGAGACAAAGGGAAAGACGCUGGAAGAGAUAGAGGCCCUUUUCGGUCGACAAGGAGUUGUUUUGAGUAGCAGUGAUAAUCAAUGUGUACAGCUCGGGAAUUAGUGGUGCGCGUUUGUAAACUGAAGAGGACACCGAAGCCUAAACAUCUUGACGGGACCCACUGCAUAAUCAUGUCAUGGCAGCUUGCUCUCUUCGAUGCCACAUGCUACCUCCAUUGAUUGCGUGAUGCCUGUGACUCAGUGGUGACUCCACGGUUUGACCUCUAAGGCACCCCAAAAUGGAAAUGAAGAUCGGCUAACCACACUUGAAAAGUGGUAAAGGGCAUAACAGUGCGCACAUAUGAACGGUUUAUUGACACCUGCGCGCUGAACAUAGUCUUCGAAAUGAACUGCUCCAUUUGUGGCCAUAAAUGGCCUUACGACGCGUUGAUCCAACAUUUGCAAAUUCUCCAUUUUUGGUUGUGUUGCGAACACGUAGAAGACAGUCAUCACGCGCAUGUUCAUUUUCAUUUUUACAUUGGACACGUUGAAUAGCCUUUUCUUUUCUUCCCCCAUUUUCCUUUUUUUGGAAUAGCAAGCAGACCUCCGUCUGGCUGACCUUUCCUUUCUUUUUUCUUAAUAAACAUCCCCCCUCCCUGGUUUUGCGUUUGAUUCAUUAUCAUUUAACCCCGAAUGCCAAGUCAGGUACGGGAAUGGAGAAAACGGAAGAUAUCUCACUUUCGAGUACCGUCAGCAUACCUUCGAGUGUAUGGAAAAUAAAUGAUAUAUUUAUUUAAA
This is a messenger RNA of Ornithodoros turicata, 2314 nucleotides long. Its product is annotated as facilitated trehalose transporter Tret1-like. The record is from RefSeq and is a predicted model, not a curated record. Gene Ontology annotation, molecular function: transmembrane transporter activity. Lineage: Eukaryota; Metazoa; Arthropoda; Arachnida; Ixodida; Argasidae. Gene Ontology annotation, biological process: transmembrane transport. The transcript has 3 exons. Bases 216 to 1640 code for a protein of 474 amino acids. Gene Ontology annotation, cellular component: membrane.